This is a messenger RNA of Temnothorax curvispinosus, 5110 nucleotides long. It is a transcript of the gene Alp12, whose product is annotated as alkaline phosphatase. The transcript is spliced from 8 exons. Gene Ontology annotation, molecular function: alkaline phosphatase activity. NCBI's taxonomy places the organism in Eukaryota, Metazoa, Arthropoda, Insecta, Hymenoptera, Formicidae. Gene Ontology annotation, biological process: dephosphorylation. The record is from RefSeq and is a predicted model, not a curated record. Bases 3509 to 5089 code for a protein of 526 amino acids.
ACACACACACACACACACACACACACACACACACACACACAUACAUACAUACAUAUGCGAUAUGUAAACAGUUUUUCGACUUUAGAUUCCGCCCUUGAUCUCGAUUGUCUAUCGCCUUGCAAAACUCCCGUAAGCAGCCGAAAAUCAAAAGCAAUUUUUUUUACAAAGUCUAUACGUCAAAACUAACAAAUCUCGAUAUCAAAAAGAUCAAUGAGUAGGAAAGUAGUCUGACGCAAGAACCUACCUGCGACAGGUAGAUCCGACAACUACGGUGACAGAAAAUUCAAUGUUAUUUUCAGCGAUGCAUUUAAUAGUAAUGACGGUUUAAUAAUAAUGACAAUACUUCUUUUGUAACCAAAAGAAAACGCAGACAAGAGUGAAAUCUUUCAGAAACCGCGAGCUGUUUUACGAGCUAUCACGUCAGAAUAGCGGGACGAGUGAGAAAGUCUCAAAUGCCAUUUCUUGUCUUAUUUUCGUUAAUUCGCUCUGUGGAAUCGAGCUCGAUGCACAGUUUGAAUACAAAUAAAAGAGAAUCAAACAUUGGACGGUAUUUUAAUAUGUUACGGCAAAAAAAUACGAUAGAAUCGUAAGACGCGAACCAUAUCUGCCUGAAUUUCAGUAUCUCAUCAAAUUAUGAUAUUGAGUGUAAUUAAAAUUAUGCAACAGUGUAGAACAAAGUACAAUUUAUUCUCGUAAGCUUUUGUCACGUCAUACGAAAGAAAAUUGCAUUUAAAAUAUUUAAUUCUUUGAAACUCAUCAAAUGGUAUGGUUCAACGAUUUAGAAAUCAUCAGGUAGACGCAAUGAAAGUAGGAAUCAGUAUUGCCGAAAAAACGAAUGCAGUCGCAUUCGAAAAGAAUUGGAUCUUCAAUAUUGUAUACUAAAAGCGAUCGUGCACAUAUCAGUAGCAAUUAGUAGAUUUUAAUUAAAUGCGUUUUCGUUUGAACCGCAUUGCGCCGCUCCAAGACGAUCCAAUUUUCGGCCAUCUCUGUGAAUGAGUACUGGUGGAAUAAAGUAAUUAAACGAAUACAAUCACACGAGCGACAAUGAGGUUAAUCCGACAAUGCUACUAAUUAGCGUGUAAUGUUAACCGUCAAUUAUUGUACUUGCUGCAUCGAUCCCAACUGUGACGAGCCCGACUCGUACGGCGUACUUAAUAAUCAAAAUAAAGCUCACGAACGAUGCGGAUCCUCGACUUAUAAGCACUGCGUAGGAUCAAAUCGAAAUAAGAUAUAUGAGCAUAAAAAUUAACAAAUUGUAAAAUUAUAAUUUUAUAUUGAUUUAAAUUCUUUAUAUUGAUGAAAAGGAUCUGUAAAAAAUAUUUAAGGAACUCGAUAUCUUAAAUUGUAUAGAAAGAUAGAAAGAUUUUUUUUAAACUGAGGCAUAAACAGGUAUUCGAGGAUCAUCAUCGUAAAAGAUCAUUAAACGCUUAGAAUUUAGGACAUUUUCCUUACAGCUUAUGCGAACGCGAGACUUUCUCGAAUCCCGACGAAAACGGAGGGAACUGCGCAGCGAGUGCAAAGCGCAUCAACAUGCGUUUAGAAUGUGAGAGUGCGAUAGGAAAGCGCGAGGGUGUCUUCUGCCACAGUAAAGUCAAUUUUAUUGAGCGCAUCGCGUACACGCAAUGUUGAAUUUACGGACGAUGUUAAGCUACGACCUUCGUGGCAGCAAAAUUGAUACGAUUCAAUUUCUCAAAGUCGUGUUAACAGGAAAUGCCUACGUCCGCGACGAGAUUCUAUCGGGACAAAAGCGUGAAAACGAAACAUGAAAAUUUCGUUGGACGUACCUCGCGCAAGACUCUCGAAUCUCUUCGAUACAAGCGAUUUGUUAAUUUUCGGAAGGAACCUUCAACUAUAUCAUGAUUGAAUUUGAAGAACGUACAUAUUAUAAGAAAUCAACUUGGAUCUGAAUAAAUAAUAUAACACAAUCUUGUGCAAAUUUGGUGAUGUAAAAAAUAAUAGUUGUACGUAAAAUUAUGAACUUGAUUCAAAAUUAUAAAAAGAGCAAGUUAAAAACAAAUAGCGUAUUUCAGUAUAUUUAUAAUGAGAGGAUGUCUGUUUUAAUUAUAUUUUAUCUCAUCGCUAUAGUUGAGGGUUAACAAUGAAAAAAGAAAGAAAUGUGACGAAGAGAAGAUAAUGUAAUCGUUGGCAAUAAUCUUCGAGCUAAGGAGGACAAAGGUGUAGAGAAAAGACGAAAAGAAAGUUUGAUCUGUGCGAUAGUAUGAAACACGUAUAUCAGCUAAACGUAACGAGGACGACUUUAUUAUACUUUUUAUUAUAUAAGGCAGAAUUUGUAGACAGUUUAUAUUAGGCCGAUGUUGACACGGCGAGCCUUAUCCUGCAAAUAGGCCCAAUUGUCGUUUGUAAUUUCAGCAUAAUGCUUAACGACUUCGAAAUUUCGCAUUUUAUCUUUUAGAGAAAAUACCGAGAAUUUCUACUUUAUUCGGAAUUAAACGAAGCUGAACAUUGCCUUCCGUUCGAACUAGCGGUAUCAUCUCGUUUCUCUUCUUACAUUGCGUUGCAACAACAAUUCUUUCUUCGAAACCACAAAACAAAAUGUCAAAAAUUGUAAGCGAAAUCAAGGGGCGCGAGUUGCACAAAAUCAAAAUCGUCCGAUGGUUGAAUAUGCCGAGGACAUUGGACGCGAACGUAGAGAAAAUUUCAUGACGAUCUCUCACGCUCCAUGAUUAACGCUUGCACCGACACUCAUUAUAUUCAAAAGCGCGUUGAGAAAUGACAAACUGAUAACGAUCGAUAUUAGUAACAGAACGUUUAUAUCGUAGCGAAUAAGCGCUAACAAUUAGAGAACGAGUAGCGUACGUUUUCGGUUCAUCUACUACUAUACUGCGAGCUUCUUAGAAAUUUUCAAGAGGCAAUGCUCUCUUCUCUUCUCGAAUGUAUACAAUAUAUCCUUGACUGCAUCUCGGAUCUCAUUGACUCGCGCUUGACAAAUAAGACGAGAGAUAUAAAAAAGAGGCUUGAGCGGUUGAUUUUAUCGAGUCUAUUUUUAGUAGUUUUGUUCAAAGACUAAACAGACGAAGUAAGGGAAAAAAAACGAAACUUAAAAGAUUAUAUUACGCGAUGUGUUGCGACCUGUAAGAAUCGAUAAUGGAUAUACAACAAAUCAAAUAAAACGUUACGAUGAAUGUUAGCCCAACUAGAAUUAUUUUUCUUAUUUUCAUCUCUUUGCCUCUUCCAGUACAACGCGAUGUACUCUACACAGCGAGCAAUAUGCAUACAUUUCUCUCAUGAGAGUUAUUAUUAUACCGUAUAUCAUCACGUUUGUCGCAUGAAUCAGGGUUGGAAAUCUACCGUUACCGUUUGAGAUAGUUUUUGUUCUCAUAAUUCCUAUCAUACAUCAGCAGAGGACGUAUCUACAGAUCUCUUAAUCCAAAGUGCACAUAAGUGUCUUCUUUAGCUUUAGUAUAUUUCUAGAUUUUGCAGCAAGCUUGGCCAAAAGUUUGUCAAUUGUGAAAAAAAAAAUGAAAUACUUUGUCAUCUACUUUGCCGUAUGCUUUGUCAAGAUUCCAAAUGUGGCUGCGAUCGAAGGAAUAAGGCGAUUGAGCGUAUCGUCGCUUCUGACGCAGACAGCCGGCACUGGCAUCAGUUGGCGAACAAAGAACUGGAAGAAUCUCUUUCGUAUCAUUGGAACGUGAAGAAGGCGAAAAACGUGAUUCUCUUUGUGGGAGAUGGGAUGAGUCCGGAUACCAUAACGGCUAGCAGAAUUUAUCGUGGUGGAGAGACUAGUCGACUCGCCUGGGAGCAUUUUCCCCAUAUCGGGAUACUAAAGACGUACACCACGGACAAACAAGUCCCUGAUUCGGCUUCCACCGCUACCGCUUUGUUCGGGGGAGUCAAGACGAAUUACGAAGUCGUAGGGGUAGACAUGAACGUACAAUUGGGAGAUUGCGAGGCAAGCUUGAAUACGAAUUUUCACGUGGAUUCGUUCAUAACGUGGGCUCAAGCAGCCGGUAAAGCUACAGGCUUUGUGACGACUACCAGAGUUACUCACGCAACUCCGGCACCGCUUUACGCUCAUUGCGCAAAUCGUAGAUGGGAAUGCGAAGCAAAAAUGCCUAAAAACACUGCUGCUUGUAAAGAUAUCGCCAGGCAAUUAGUGGAAGAUGAGCCAGGAAAAAAUAUUCGAGUAAUUAUGGGUGGUGGCAGACAGGUGAUGAAAUCCAAUGUGAGCGCGGGCGAAUUUGAUCCGAUAGAUACAUGGGCUUGUUACAGACAAGACGGUCGUGAUCUCAUUGAUGAGUGGAUGAGAGAUAAAUCCAGUAGAAACUUAGCUUACAAAGUCGUGCAAAACAACGAAGAAUUGUCCCAGGUCGAUAUCGAUAACGUAGAUUAUCUACUCGGAAUUUUCGCUAACGGUCACAUCGAGAUGGAUUGGAAAAGAGAGCGAGGUCCGAAAGGACAACCGAGCCUGGAAGAAAUGACCGUGGCGGCUUUACGAAUUUUACAAAAAUCUAAACAGGGAUAUUUUUUAAUGGUCGAAGGUGGUCUGAUUGAUUACGCUCAUCAUCGCGGACGUGCUGCUCAAGCGUUGCUAGAAACUGUCCGAUUUUCGGACGCCGUUAACGCCACCCUUAGAAUGAUCAACUCCGACGAUACCCUCGUGAUAGUCACGAGCGAUCACACGCACUCAAUGAGUUUUAAUGGAUAUAGCCCUCGAGGUUCAUCUAUUUUGGGAAUUGCUCAGAAAUCUAAACACGACGGGAUACCCUAUACGACUUUAUCCUAUAGCACAGGUGGACCGAACAAUGUCGCUUAUACCGUGAAUAACGACGGUCAAGCCGUGAGAAUCGAUCCUUCCAAAUCGAAUACCAGCGAUUUUACUUAUAGCCAACAAGCUACAAUCAUAUCGGACGAAGCUUAUCACGGUGGUGGAGACGUAGCUGUAUACGCUAUAGGACCGUAUGCGCAUCUCUUUCAUAGCGUGCACGAACAGAACUACGUGGCACAUGUCAUCGCAUAUGCUGCGGGUAUCGGCGAGUAUUCCAACAACGCAGGAGUAUCACACCACAUUCUGAACGCAAUUCUUUUAUAUGGUACUUUAAUCUCGUUGACUUUAAUCGCAUAUAAAUAAAUCUGCAAACGAAUAAAAGUA